Nicotiana tabacum (common tobacco) is the source of this 804-nucleotide messenger RNA. The record is from RefSeq and is a predicted model, not a curated record. Lineage: Eukaryota; Viridiplantae; Streptophyta; Magnoliopsida; Solanales; Solanaceae.
AUGUCCAAAAUCGCAAUCAUACUACAAUUGAAUGAGAAUUGGGAUAACUAUGGCAGAUUUAGAGAUUUUGAAGUUGAUGUCAUUGUGGUAGAUGAGAAUGCAAGCUACAGUAUUCUGAUUUCUACAAUUGCAGAACAACUAUCGAUUGAUAUUUCAGAAAAAAUUGUAGAAAUCAAAUACGCACGGUCAUACACUCUGGAUGAAUUUAAUGAAAGGAUGUCGAAGAUUGAAGAGGUAGACCCGCGUGUGAAAUCUUACCUAUAUGAUAUUGGUUAUCAUAGAUGGUCAAGAGUACAUGCAACAGUGAAUAGAACGUGGACAAUGACAUCAAAUAUUGCAGAGUCGUUGAACGCAGUAACAAAAGAUGCAAGAGAGCUGGCGAUAUUUGACCUUUUAGAGUAUAUGCGGACACUGCUAGAACGUUGGACCAAUGAAAAGUUAUUGAAGGCGAAUGGUACUGUCACAUUUCUUGGGGCCAAAUUCAACAAAGAAUUAGAUGACAACAGAACAUUAUCUCAGAAGCUUAGGGUGAGGGCUUCAACAGAUCAUAUAUAUACUGUGUUAGAUGGUGUGAAGCGGUACAUUGUGUGUCUAGAAAAUAAGAAAUGUAGCUGUGGCCAAUUCCAACUUGAAGAACUUCCAUGUGCGCAUGCUUUGGCAGCAUUAAGGCACAGGAAUGAAACAUAUGAAAACUAUUGCUCUCCGUAUUACACAAGGGAGAGCCUUCUGCGUACGUAUGAAAUGCCAGUAAAUCCUCUUCCUGAUGAAAGCAAAUGGAAUGUGCCACAACAUAUUUUGGAUGAG